Messenger RNA from Sardina pilchardus (European sardine), 8902 nucleotides. Its product is annotated as NACHT, LRR and PYD domains-containing protein 12-like. Gene Ontology annotation, biological process: intracellular signal transduction. Bases 2469 to 6947 code for a protein of 1492 amino acids. Lineage: Eukaryota; Metazoa; Chordata; Actinopteri; Clupeiformes; Clupeidae. Gene Ontology annotation, molecular function: protein binding. The transcript has 18 exons. The record is from RefSeq and is a predicted model, not a curated record.
UUGUGUCAAUGAACGUGUCAGUGCAUCAGAAUGUCAAGUCCUUGUGUCAUCAAGUACGGAUAAGACAGUCAAAUGGCUUAGUCAUGUUGUCAGUAUAACAAUGUACUCUGGAGGGAUGUUCUGAUGUAGACUAUGGCUAAAAUUUGUAUGACAUUUUUUGUAAAUUGUAGGUUACACCUUAGUGUAUGUGGGAGUUAGAUCGACAAUAUUCACAUUUGCGCUUUUUUUGUGUUUUUUUACUGUAAUUUGUUGACAGACCCUAUCAUUGUGCUACAGAAAGGAAAAGACAGCACUAGUAUAAAGGGGAAAAAUUAAAUAUAGUAGAAAUUUCACCAUAGGACAAUCUCGUUAGGGAAAACUGUAAAUCCAGUGUUGUAGGAAUUACAGUGCAGACUUCCUACACCUCCUGAUGUUCCUGUCUUUUGGGCCACAAAUUGUCAUAUGACAACAUGUUCAACCAUUUUGCAUGUAAAGACUUACACUAUGAACUAAUGCCUAAAUGUUGUGGGGGUGAGACUAUUCAACAGAGACCCAUACAUUUUGAUCAACAUGACAUAAGCAAUUGAUAAUGUAGGAAAAACCAGAGAAUUGUUCAGAAUCAUUUGCAUGGAUGUACUGUACUAAAUUCGCAACUUGAUCAAAGCAAUGGAAAAACUGCUUUUUUGGCGUGCACAAGUGACACAAUGAUGUGAAGAUUGAACAGGUAGUUUUGAGAAAUUCAACUCUGAUCUGAGAAAUGUACCAAAGCAACUGAGAAAAACUGUAAUACCUGUAAGAAAAUGUAAUGUUUAGACAUGCAAAUUAGGCAUAAUCCAAUUAAAUCUGUGCUAAUUCGCAUACAUUUCAAAAGACAAAAUAUGAGCGUUGGAUAAAGCCAGGUAUAUAUGACGUUGGAUAAAGCCAGGUAAAUAUGAGUGUUGGAUAAAGCCAGGUGAGCGUUGGAUAAAGCAGGUAAAUAUGAGGUUUGGAUAAAGACAGGUAAAGCCAGGUUUGGCAUGCCCUGAGGAUGGUCGUCUGACUGAAAACUUGGCAAAUAAAUUGCAAAGGAUUUAAGUGUGCAGACAGUUUAUUUUGAGAACAUCUCCGUUGAGAGAACAUCUCUUCUCAUAGCACUACUACAGACAAUUGUACCCAUUGAUGCACUUAUUACACUGAUUGAUGCUUACUGUGUUUUUUUUAUUUGUUGCUAGAAGUGCUAUUAAAAGCUUAAAUGUUUUUAAAGGUCGGGUUGAAAUGACGGUGAAAUGACGGUGAAAUUACGGUGGUUCUUUACCUUGCUGUGGUGCAGGUGCUUCAGACAUGUUCAUGUAGAUCCCUCCACCCCCUGCAGCCAGACUUGUGCAACACUGCUGGCCUCCACCUGAGAGAGAGAGAGAGAGAGAGAGAGAGAGAGAGAGAGACAGGAUAACUACCAGUGGACAAUACAUUAUCCCUUACACAAUAGUCCAUUAAAAUAAUGUUUCUACCAUAUAUUGGCUAGUUGUAGCCUAAAAAUCCACACCCAAAUCUAGACAGAUUUAGGGUCUGACUCUGGGUAUUAGUAAUUAAAAUGGCCCAACUCGAAAGUAUGGAAAGGCAUAAAUUUAAAACACAAAGUCACAGUUGAAGCUUAUGCGAAUGCACUCAGAGAACUGGCUAGAUCGUGUGACUUUGGAGCAUUUCAGUUUGAUAUGAUAUGUGUUGAGACUUGCAUCAAGAAGAAGGGCUCACUGCAAAGAAUGCUAACAGUAGAAUUGUUUUUUUAAAGCUAGCACUAUCUGAUAAUGAGAGUGAUAGCCACGAGAACUUCAAUAGGAGCAGCUGCGCACCACGCUGUGCUUACAAAAAGAAAUGAAAAGGAAAGGACAUGGGACAGAGGCAGAUAAGAAUUAAAGUGAUCCUAGAUGCCGAUGAAUGUGGAGAUGGAACAGCUAAGUCAGUGCUGCAUGUAGUUCACUAUGCUUUCUUUGGUGAUAAGAAUCUGAAAAGACGUUCUGGCUGUAAAACCGUGUGUUCAAUGUUUGUAGAUGUUUAAGAAACGGCAUCAUCUGUGGAGAGACAAUACCUCUGUUGAAAAAGAAAAAAAAUCACAGUGAUCCCCUACCAGUUCAGUAUAGUGAAGCAUGGUGCCCUGGUGAAAGAAAUCACAUCCCAGUUUCUAAGAUGAGAGAUUACAAUUGAAUUAACCUUGGGUACAUAAUUGGGUUGUCUUUAAUUCAUAUUGGUGUUCACAUCACAUGAAUAUUUCACAGUUUGUCUUUUCAUGGUUGUUUACAGUAAUGUUGUGAGGAUUCAAAUGAAAUGUGGUGCAAUAGCUCCCUCUACUACAGGUUCUAACUCACCCUGUUUGAAGGAAGUGGGGAAUGCACUCUUGCCUCCUACUGUAACUUCUAACUGUUUAAUUCUUUCCUUCUCUGUACCCCUGUCUUCCCGUCUCUUAUCUUUAUUUGUCCUAUCUAUCCCCCCUGGUGCUGGGCUCAACAUGGACAAUGUCACAGCUCAACCCAGGCUUUGAGUGGAGGAAGGACCCUGCCACAGCAAGUAGGGGGUGUGAGGCCAGCAGGGCUGCUGGGUUAAACAUGGCCAAUGUCACAGCUCAGCCUGGAGGGAUGGAGAGCACCCUGGCACUGAGUGGAGGAGCAGCCCUGUCACAGCAAGGAGCAGUAACAGCAGCCCUUAAGGAAGUGCUGAGGAAGACCCUGGGGGACCUUACGGAUGCCGACUUCAAGACGUUUAAGCACCGCCUACGAGACCAGGGUCAAUUUGCAUGGGGAGAGCUGGAGAAGGCUGACAGAGAUGAAACAGUGGAUUUGCUGGUGCAGACGUACCCCAUGGGAGCUGAGGGCGUCAUGGUGACCGUCUUGCAGAAGAUGAACCACAACCAGCUGGCCAUGGACUUGGAGAGGGAUAUGCCAAAAUGUGGAGGCCAGUGUUCCACAAGUCUGGCUGGAGGGGGUGGAGGGAUCAACAUGCCUGGAGCACCUGCACCACAGCAAGCUGGAGACCAGCAGUGUUCUACAUUGGGUGGAGGGAUCAACAUGUCUGGAGCACCUGUGCCACAGCAAGAUCAUGGUUCAGCACAGGAAGUUAAAAUACUGAAAGAGAAGCUUCAAACACACUUGAGAACCAAGUCUUCUGCAGUACAUCAAGACAAUGGAGUUAAAAAUGUGGACGAUAUCUAUACUGACCUUUACAUUGUUGAGGGCCGCACAGGUGGGGUCAACAGUACACAUGAAGUGUCGUCAAUUAACAUGAAACAAAUUGGGAGAGGACCAAACUCAAAAGAUAAGCAAGUUAAGUUGCCAAACAUGUUCACAGACAGGCUUGCCAGAAAAGUUUUGACUUUGGGGAUUGCUGGUGUGGGGAAAACAGUUGCAGUGCAGAAGUUUGUCAUGGACUGGGCUAAUGGAGAAACAAAUCAAGACAUUGACUUUGUCUUUGUUCUUCUGUUUCGAAAGUUGAACUUGAUUAUGGAAAAACAAUACACUUUUCUUGAACUACUUCUUGCAUUCUAUACGGAACUCAAAGAUUUGACAAAAUUGUCUGAAUUCACUAAAUGCAAAAUUAUUGUUGUCCUUGAUGGUCUGGAUGAAAGCAGGCUCCACCUAGACUUUGAAAAGUGCAUUAGUGAACUCAAUGAGAGGACGUCUGUGGACAUCCUCAUGACGAGUCUCAUUAAAGGAACACUACUGAACUCUGCACACAUCUGGGUUACAACCAGACCGGCUGCAGCCAGUCUGAUCCCAGAUUCAAUUUUCCCAGAGUGCUUCAAUUUUAUGACAGAAGUGCGAGGAUUCAGUGAUGACCAGAAAGAUCAGUUCUUUAAGAAGAACAUAAACAAUAAAGAGAAAGCCGAGAAACUCAUUCUUUAUAUCAAGAAGAAUAGAAGCCUCCACAUCAUGUGUCACAUACCCGUAUUCUGCCAGAUUAUAGCCAGUGUGGUAGAUGAAAUACUGGGAGAUCAGAGCAAAGAAGAAGAAGCCAAAACUUUGACGGAAAUGUACACACUGUAUACUGUCUCUCAGAUGAAAAGAAUGAAUCAACACUUGGACAGUAACAAGAAGAUGAGUGCAAAAGAAAAAGGGCAGUUGCUUGUUAAGCUUGGGAAACUGGCAUUCACACAUCUGGAGAAAGGCACCCUGAUAUUCUAUCAGAGGGACUUGCAAGAUUGUGGUAUUAAUGUCAAGUCUGGAGCAUUGCAGGCUGGAGUUUGUACACAGAUCUACAAUGUUGAGAGUGCUGCAGCUGAAGAGAAAAUAUUCAGCUUUGUACAUCUAAGUGUACAGGAGUACUUGGCAGCUCUUUAUGUCCUUCACAAAAAUGCAACUUGUCAUUUGGGAAAUCGUCUCCCCAAAACAUGGAGGAAGACAAUUAACUGGCUCUCUCCACGCUCAAGGUCUGACCUUUACCAGCUUGCUGUGGACAAGGCCCUACAGAGCCAGAAUGGACAUUUGGAUCUUUUUGUCCGCUUCCUCCUUGGCUUUGCACCAAUGUUGGAGCCUCAAAUCAGGUCCCCCCUGAAUAAUGUGCUGCCACAGUUAGCUGUCAGAGGAAAAUGUAUCACAAACACAGUUCAAUACAUCAAAGAAGUGAUCAAGAGAGACAACUCAUCAGAACGAACCAUCAACCUCUUCCACUGUUUGAAUGAGCUUGGGGACAACUCCCUGGUUGAGGAGAUCAAUGGGUACAUAAACUCAGCAGACAAGAAUAAGAACCUGACUCCAGCCCAGUGUUCAGCUCUGGCUUAUCUGAUGCUCAUGUCGGCUACAGACAUGGAGGAGUUUGAUCUGAAGAAAUACCUGAGAUCAGAGGAAGGGCUCCACAGAAUGCUUCCUGUAGUGAUGGUCUCAAGGAGAGUUUGGCUGAAUCAGUGUCAUCUCACUAAAGCAAGUGGUGAACUGUUAGCAUCAGUGCUACAAAGGACACCUUCCCAUCUGAGAGAGCUGGACAUGAGUAACAAUGACCUGCAGGAUGAAGGAGUAGAGCUGCUCUGUGUGGGACUAAGAGAUCCACAGUGCAAGUUGGAGAUACUGAGACUUGUUGGCUGUGGACUGACUAAGAAAUCAGGUGAUAUUUUGGCCUUUGCCCUGCAGUCAGUAAACUCCCACUUGAGAGAGCUGGACCUGAGUAAGAAUACUCUGGGGGAUUGUGGAGGAAAGCUGGGCUCUGGAACGCUGAAUCCGCACUGUACGAUGGAGACACUCAGACUUGCUGGUUGUAAACUGUCAGAGAAACCCUGUGAGGUUGUAGCCUCUGCUGUGCAGCACAUGGUGUCUCUAACAGAACUGGACCUGAGUGACAAUCACAUGAACAUCACUGGAAUUCAGCGUCUGAAUGCCGGGAUAUGUAGCCCCAACUGUAAACUGCAGAAAUUAAGACUUGUUGGCUGUGGACUCACUGAGAAGUCUGGUGAUAUUUUGGCCUUUGCCCUGCAGUCAGUAAACUCCCACCUGAGAGAGCUGGACUUGAGUAAGAAUACUCUGGGGGAUUGUGGAGGAAAGCUGAGCUCUGGAACGCUGAAUCCACACUGUAAGAUAAAAACACUCAGACUUGCUGGUUGUAAACUGUCAGAGAAACCCUGUGAGGUUGUAGCCUUUGCUGUGAAGCACAUGGUCUCCCUGACAGAGCUGGACCUGAGUGGCAAUCACAUGAACAUCACUGGAAUUCAGCUUCUGAAUGCAGGGAUAUGCAGCCCUAGCUGUGAACUGCAGACAUUAAGACUUGCUGACUGUAAGCUAACAGAGAAGUCCUGUGAGAUUGUGAUCUUGGCUCUGCAGUCUGCAAACUCCCCCUUAAGGGAGCUGGACCUGAGUCAGAAUGACCUGAAGGUGUCCGAAGAAAAGCUGCUCUCUUCUCUACAGAGUCCAAAGUGCAAACUGGAGACACUGAGACUUGUUGGCUGUGGACUCACUGAGAAGUCUGGAGGUAUUUUGGCCUUUGCCCUGCAGUCAGUAAACUCCCACCUGAGAGAUUUGGACUUGAGUAAGAAUACUCUGGGGGAUUGUGGAGGAAAGCUGAGCUCUGGAACGCUGAAUCCCCACUGUAAGAUGGAAACACUCAGGCUUGCUAGUUGUAAACUGACAGACGAAUCCUGUGAGGUUGUAGCAUCUGCUGUGCAGCACGUGGUCUCUCUGACAGAACUGGACCUGAGUGGCAUUCACAUGAACAUCACUGCAGUUCAGCUUCUGAGUGCUGGGAUAAGUCACUCCAACUGUAAACUGCAGAUAUUAAGACUUGCUGGUUGUAAACUGCCAGAGGAAUCCUGUGAGGUUGUAGCCUCUGCUGUGCAGCACAUGGUCUCUCUGACAGAACUGGACCUGAGUGGCAAUCACUUAAACAUCGCUGGAGUUCAUCUUUCAAGUGCAUUGAAGGGUGACAUCAACUGUAAGCUACAGAUAUUGAGACAUGCCCGUGGAGAACUGAGAAAAUAUGCCUGUGAGCUCACACUGGACCCAAACACAGCACACACAGACUUCUCUCUCUCUCAGGGGAACAGAAAGGUGACACGUGUGAGUGAGCAGCAGCCGUAUCCUGACCACCCAGAGAGAUUUGGCUACUGGCAUCAGGUGCUGUGUAGAGAGGGUCUGACUGGACUCUGCUACUGGGAGGCUGAGUGGAGUGGUGAUAAGGCUAAUAUAGCAGUGGCCUAUAAAAGCAUCCAGAGGAAAGGGAGGAGUGAUGACAGUGAGUUUGCAAGAAAUGCCAAGUGCUGGAUGCUGCAGUGCUCUAGUGACAGUUUCUCUGCCUGGCACAAUAAUAAGAAGACUAACAUACCUGCCCCCUCCUCCCGCUCCAGCAGAGUAGGAGUGUACCUGGAUUGGCCAGCAGGCACUCUGUCCUUCUACAGCGUCUCCUCUAACACACUCACCCACCUGCACACGUUCCACUCCACAUUCACUGAGCCCCUCUAUCCUGGGAUUGGGUUUGGUGAAGGGUCUGACUCAGUGUCCCUGUGCCAGAUCACAUGACCUCCUAAUCCUGCAGGAGAGGAGAGACACACACUCAUACAUAACUCUGUGUACUGCAUGUUCCUUCUAUUUGUGUGUGCCUGUGUGUGUGUGUGUGUGUGUGUGUGUGUGUGUGUGUGUGUGUGUGUGUGAGAGAGAAUUUGUGUUAGGCGGUUGUGAGUGUGUGUAUCUCUGUCUAAGAUCAUCUCUCCUUCUUUUGUCCCGGCUUUCUGUAUUAGCUGCUUCCUCUCUCUCUCUCUCUCUCUCUCUCUCUCUCUCUCUCUCUCUCUCUCUCUCUCUCUCUCUCUCUCUCUCUGUGUGUGUGUGUUUCCUCUCUGUAGCAUUAUCCUUUCUCCUCUUUCUAUUUCUGUUUCACCCCUCAUUUUUGAUGACCGAGAGUUUGGAGGAAAUGCCAAGUCCUGGAUAUUGCAGUGCUCUGGUGACAGAUACUAUGUCAGGCACAAUAGUAAAUGGACUGCCAUACCGUCCCCCUCCUCCCGCUCCAGCAGAGUAGGAGUGUACCUGGACUGGCCAGCAGGCACUCUGUCCUUCUACAGCAGGGGUGGGCAAUUAUUUUCCCCAAGGGGCCGCAUGAGAAACUGGGACUGUUGAGGAGGGCCGGACUCAAAACACCAAACUCAAGUCUGAACUCCAUUCUAUUCAAUUAUAUUGUGUUCUUGUAUAACAUUAAGUAAAUCAUAUGGUUUUGGUUACUACUAGUAAGAACAGAUGAAAAUGUGAGGGAGACGUAGUAAAAACAGCAAUAUUUAUGUCCAGUAGGCCUAUUUAAUCCUCAUUCUCAAAAAAUGUUUUGACAUUGAUAUGUUUUUUUUUUUCAGUUUACAAAAACUGGUACAAAAAAGUUGUAUAAUAAGGCCAUGAAAAUGUGAAGGAGUCAGUAAAACAUAGGCCUGUGCCUCCAUUUGAUCAACACUCAGCAAUUUGUCAAAGACCAUCAUUAAAUUAACUUUACAUAAUUAGACUAUAAAAAUGUGGAGCAGACAAUAGUAGGCUAUGUCAGUAGCCUAAUUAAUCAACAUUCACAAAUAAAAAAACUUUUUUGUGAAUGUAGUCUAUGUUUUUGGUUUAACUUAAUACACAAGACUGUGAUUGGUCAACUCACCCUGCUGUGUGUUGAGCCUGUUCGGCUGCUUCAAGCAACCUGUGGGUAACGUCAUACUCGCUAUCAUAAGCUUUGCAAAUAAACUCAGACAUAUUUUGGUUACACUUACGGGGUUAUCCGAUUGUAAACUGUCUGUCAGAAACGUUUUGAAAUCAACUCUUCGUAUUGCCACCAAGCAGCAGUAGGAGUUCAACAUUCUGGCUAUACCGUUGCGGUGAUAAGCGACGCAAACAAAAGUUUGACAGGUUUACUCCGCCAAUGCAACUGCAUUGUGUCGAUGCGAAACUUUACUCACCAGCACAUUAGUGAGGGUGUCGUACGCAUCCACGCACAAACACAUGGGUGUAAAGAAACCAGUCGCUUUCAAAAUAAAAGCAACAAUGUUGAUUUGCGUGCAUUAUCUCUAUGCCAGGCUCUUGACUACUGUUUUUCCACGGACCUUACGCGGGCCGGUCUGGGAAAGGCCACGGGCCGGAUUUGGCCCGCGGGCCGUACUUUGCCCAGGUCUGUUCUACAGCGUCUCCUCUAACACACUCACCCACCUGCACACGUUCCACUCCACAUUCACUGAGCCCCUCUAUCCUGGGAUUGGGUUUGGUGACGGGUCAGUGUCCCUGUGCCAAAUCACAUGACCUCCUAAUCCUGCAGGAGAGGAGAGCCACAGACUCCUGUUCAUACACUCCUGUGUGCAUGUGAUCCUUCUUGUGUGUGUGUGGUGUGAGAGUGGAUGGGAUAUGACUGAGAGUGUUGUUUUAUUUGAGUAAUCCGAAUGUUAUGAUUGUUUCAUAUUUGAGAAAUUGGUUCAAACAAAUGUAUUUGAUUUGAUAUGCAUACAUAAAAAAACAGAAUGUAA